AGUUAGCCAGUCAUUCACGAGUCGUCUUCAACAUAGGUUCAUUCUGUGACUUCGCAGUGCGUUCUCGAGCUGGCCAUCUUCAUUCAUAAAAUUGUUCUGCUGGCUAGCGGCAGCAUGUGUUAUCGAUUUUCGGUGGUCUCUCGCUCACACUUGUGCAUCGCGUACUGAAGGUGCGAUAAGGACCGACGUUGCACCGCAGGAAAGAUAAACAAAUCACAUUGAGACGAGUGCUGUUUUUUUUCUGUUAGUGAAAGAAUCGUGAAAAGUGCACAAGUUUGCACACAAAAAGUGACCAUCGUUAUCAUAAGAAUGAAAAAAGAAAUUCGACACGCGUAGUGAGAUGAAUUGAGUGGGAAGCUGUGCGAGGAAUUCUAGAAGAUUCACAGGAACUCUGGAAGAUUAGUUGUGAUUAGGCGGAACAGUGCAAAGCAGAUUUUUAGUUCCUUAGAAUAAUAGUUAUAUUUCAACGAUGAAUCUCAACCAAUCUCACAUCAUGGCGACAAUACUAACCAUACUACUACUGGUGUUGGCUGCCACCCUUCGACCCGCUCGGUCAGAAUUGUUCACAGCCUUAGCAGAUAUGGAAGAACUGAUGGAGACCGAAGCGGUCCUAAUGACCAACCUAGAGAAGUACAUCAGAGUGCAGGAGGAGAAGCUGGAACAGUUGAGGCUGAGAAGUGCAGAAUACCAGCGAGAACACGCCGAAGCCGCCAAAGACAUCAGCACCUAUCUGUCUAAUCCGGUCAAUGCCUUCCUGCUAACCAAACGGCUGACAACGGAUUGGCGCGAGGUGGAGAAUCUCAUGUCGUACGACGUUGGAGCGGAUUUUCUGGAGAACGUCACCAACUACAGGGACGUGUUGAAGUUCCCAUCCGACGAAGACUUGAAUGGGGCAGCGGUGGCAUUGAUGCGAUUGCAGGACACCUACAAUCUGGACACGGCUUCCGUCGCUCGGGGGGAAUUGAAUGGGGUACAGUACAGUACCGAAAUGUCGGCCGGUGAUUGUUUCGAGCUAGGGCGGCAAACCUAUCUGAACGGAGAUUAUUAUCACACGAUGUUGUGGAUGCGUGAGGCCAUGGAUCGGCUUUCGCAGGAGGUCAACCGGACGACAACGAAGGCUGAUGUGUUGGAGUAUCUGGCGUUCUCUACGUUCAAACAAGGAAACAUGCAAACCGCUCUCCUGAUGACCAACGAACUGUUGGAACUUGUGCCAAACCAUGAGCGAGCCGUCGGAAACAAGGCCUACUACGAAAAGGAACUAGAAAAGGAAGCUAACCAGAAAGCACUUCGAGGAGACGACGGUAGCGAGGACGUCCCGGUAGAUACAACCAUCCAAUUCCGCACCGAUAACGGCCCCAACGUGUACGACAGCUCGGAGCGCAAACUUUACGAGCAACUGUGUCGGGGCGAAGCCAAUCGAACCGUAGCGGACACCUCCAAGCUGAGGUGUCGAUACGUAACGAACAAAUCUGCAUUCCUGAAGAUUGCACCUCUUAAGCUGGAGGAAGCUCACCUUAAGCCGUACAUUGUCAUCUACCACGAUGUGAUGUCCGAUAAGGAAAUUGAAGUGAUUAAGCGACUAGCCAAACCACGGUUCCGCCGGGCAACGGUACAGAACUAUAAAACCGGCGAGCUGGAGGUGGCCACCUACCGAAUCAGCAAGUCGGCGUGGCUAAAGGACGAGGAGCACCCGUACAUCAAGGCGAUCGGCCAACGGGUGGAGGAUAUGACCGAUCUGGUGAUGUCGACAGCAGAGGAGCUGCAGGUGGUGAAUUAUGGAAUUGGUGGCCACUACGAGCCACACUUUGAUUUUGCCCGACGGGAAGAGAAGAACGCUUUCAAGAGCCUCGGGACGGGGAAUCGAAUUGCGACGGUGUUGUUCUACAUGAGCGACGUGGCGCAAGGCGGCGCCACCGUGUUCCCCAGCAUACGGGUAGCCCUGCUGCCGAAGAAGGGAACAGCCGCCUUCUGGCAUAACCUGCAUCCAUCGGGAAAUGGCGACUUUGCCACACGUCAUGCUGCCUGUCCCGUUCUCACCGGCACCAAAUGGGUAUCGAACAAAUGGAUCCACGAACGCGGUCAGGAAUUCCGACGACCGUGUGAGCUGCAACCAGAGCAGCCGGAAGAAUUUUGACGACGGAUCGUGUACGAGGACGAACUGGAUGAGCUGAAGGCGAUACAGCUGACGUGAAUCUCAGUCGGUUCGGGCUCGGGGUGGGAGCAAUUUUACCAAACUGCAUAUAGGGAAACUUUACCGUACAUUCUAGGGUAAACAAUUGAACACCAAAAUUCUCACUUUAGGUUGCCAUCUAUUCGCUCUCUUCUAUAUAUUAGGUUGAUUUUAAGUUAUAAGAUUUAGUGGAUUCAACGAAUCUUUGAUGCCAUAUAAUUUAGUGAAUUUUACUGCAUUUCUUCGCUUCUACUUCGCAAUGAAUAAAAUGUAAAUUUUAUGAACUUAUUACGGAUGUGUUUGAUCAGCAACUAAUUCCAAAUUUUCAAAUUCGAGUUAUGGCUCCUGAUAAGUUAAAUAAAACAACAUUGAAUCUAUUUGAAGAGCUUUUCAGCGAUUGUAGAAAAAUGAUCUAGUCUGAGAGCAGGAAUCUAAUACAGAGUAGGAGAAAAAAUCAUGAAACAAGUUGUCAUGCGGUUGACCCGAAAAGAAAUAGGUAAGACUGAUGCGAACACUGAAGAAGAUUACAAGCUGGGAAUUACAAGUAGUAAUCGAAAUACCGGUAUCUGUUAAAUAGUGAAGUGCAAGUUCAUUUAACUAUAAAAACAGUGGAAUUAAAUGGAAGAAAACCUUUCAAAUUUAGCGCCGACUAACGCCAAGUUGCUUCCUGCUAAAAUCGAUUAAAACAACAGUUCUAUUUCCUACUUAGUUCGGAUAUCAGUUAUCAGUGCUAUCAGUUUCUCGGAGGCUAUAAUAAAAAAGACGCCAAUUCAGUAAUUUGGUCUAGUUACUGAUCAAAUAUUUCUCGUGAAAAAAAACACUUUUGUUAAUAAAUAUUUCUAACGCAGAUCACAACAGGAUUUCUCUACUUACUCAUCAAAAAGAAAUUGUCCAGCCGGC
This is a messenger RNA of Topomyia yanbarensis, 3070 nucleotides long. Its product is annotated as prolyl 4-hydroxylase subunit alpha-1-like. Gene Ontology annotation, cellular component: endoplasmic reticulum. The transcript is spliced from 7 exons. The record is from RefSeq and is a predicted model, not a curated record. Lineage: Eukaryota; Metazoa; Arthropoda; Insecta; Diptera; Culicidae. Bases 470 to 2134 code for a protein of 554 amino acids. Gene Ontology annotation, biological process: peptidyl-proline hydroxylation to 4-hydroxy-L-proline. Gene Ontology annotation, molecular function: L-ascorbic acid binding; protein binding; procollagen-proline 4-dioxygenase activity.